AUGUUGAAGGUUAAUAUCUGUUUCCGAAAAAGAACCAGAUUCCCAGGCUCAUAUAAAGGAUGCAGGUCAUUGCAUGUAACUAAAUUAUUAAGCUCAGUCGAAAAGUUUUCGUCAUAUGACCCAGUUGCAGUCGAGAAAGAUUGGUACAAAGUUUGGGAGAAAGAUGGAAUUUUCACACCAGAUCUAUCAAAGGAUAUAGAUCCGUCAAACGUGUUUUGCAUCCCUGCACCUCCUCCAAAUGUUACAGGUGCAUUACAUAUAGGUCAUGCUCUUACUAUAUCUCUUCAGGAUUCAUUGAUUAGAUACAAUAGAAUGCUUGGUAAAACUGUACUAUUUUUACCUGGGUUUGACCAUGCAGGUAUUGCAACCCAAUCAAUAGUGGAGAAACAACUUUAUAAGAAAGAGCAUAAAACUAGAUAUGACUAUGGUAGAGAACAAUUUAUUGACCAAGUUUGGGAUUGGAAAAAUGUUUAUCACGCAAGGAUUAAAGAUCAGAUUAAGAAAAUGGGUGGAUCCUAUGAUUGGUCCCGUGAAGCUUUCACUCUAGACCCUAAACUUUCAGAUGCAGUUACUGAGGCUUUCGUCAGGUUACAUGAUGAAGGUAUUAUUUACAGAGACUCAAAACUUAUCAACUGGUGUGUGAAAUUAAACACAGCUAUUUCAAAUUUGGAAGUUGAAAACAAAGAGAUACAGGGUAAAACAUUAAUAAAGGUACCAAAUUAUGAUAAACCAGUAACUUUUGGAGUGAUAACUUCUAUAGCAUACGAAGUAGUCAAUGCAGAUGGUACAACAACAGGUGAAAAGUUAAUCAUCUCUACAACUCGUCCAGAGACGAUAUUUGGAGAUACAGCUAUAGCUGUACACCCUGAUGAUAUUCGCUACAAGCAUUUGCAUGAGAAAUACGUUAAACAUCCUUUACUUGAUAAGACUAUACCAAUUAUUCAAGAUAAGGAUGCUGUUGACAUGGAAUUUGGAACUGGGGCUGUCAAGAUAACACCGGCACAUGAUCUCAAUGAUUAUAACUGUGGGAAAAGGCAUAAUUUACCCUUUGUCAACAUUUUCACAGAUGAUGGUUUCUUAAAUGAAAAUUGCGGAGAUAAUUGGAAGGGUAUAAGACGGUUUGAUGCCCGUAACAAAGUGAUACAGGUUUUAAAAGAGAAAUGUUUACUUGUUGGUGAAAAAGAACAUUCUAUGACUAUCCCUAUCUGUUCCAGAUCUGGUGAUAUAAUUGAACCUUUACUAAAACCACAGUGGUGGGUUUCACAAGAGACAAUGGCUAAAGAAGCUAUUAAAGUUGUUCGAGACAAUAAAAUAAAAAUACAGCCGACACAUUCGAGAGAAGAAUAUUUCAGAUGGUUGCAAAAGAUUGACGAUUGGUGUAUUUCUCGACAACUUUGGUGGGGCCACAGGUGUCCUGUCUAUUUCAUUAAUGUUGAAGGUAUUUCAAACCCUAAAAUGAGAUCUGAUAAUAAAUAUUGGGUAGCUGGAAGAAACAUAGAGGAGGCUAAAGAAAAAGCUCUUAGGAGGUUCCCAAAUUCCAUAUUUGAAUUAGAACAAGAUACAGAUGUAUUAGAUACAUGGUUUUCUUCAGCAUUGUGGCCAUUUUCAACAUUGGGGUGGCCAAAAAAAACUAAGGACAUAGAUACUUUUUACCCAGUUUCUCUGCUAGAAACAGGUUGGGAUAUUUUAUUUUUUUGGGUAGCACGUAUGAUUAUCAUGGGUGUUAAACUGACUGGCUCAGUACCAUUUCAAGAAGUGUUUUGCCAUCCUUUAGUACGGGAUGCACAAGGUAGAAAAAUGUCUAAAUCGUUAGGGAAUGUUGUCGAUCCUGUAGAUGUAAUUAAUGGGGCUUCAUUGCAAUCCCUACAAGAGAAAUUGGUCAACGGUAACCUCGACCAGCGUGAGAUUAGAAUAGCAACAAAAGGUUUAAAGGUAUCAUAUCCAAACGGUAUUCCACAAUGUGGUACUGAUGCUUUGAGAUUUGCUUUAUGUUCUUAUACAAGCAAUGACAGCUCUAAUGACAUCAACUUAGAUAUCAAAAAGGUUGAAACAUAUAGAAAAUUUUGCAACAAAAUGUACCAAGCAACAAACUUUGCUUUGUUGAAGGUCACUUCCGAGUCCUUAAUUACUACAAGAAAAAUAGUAAAUGAACAUCAGUCAAUUAAUGAGAAAUAUAUCCUCUCUAAAAUGAAUGAAACUUCCAAAAAGGUUGCUAUUGCGUUUGAGUCUCGACAUUUUAUGAAUGUAACAGACAGUAUAUAUCAAUUUUGGUACCAAAUAUGUGAUCACUAUAUUGAAUUUUUUAAAUUCAUCUCAAAAACUGGCAGUGUAGAAGAGAUUAGGUCUGCUGAAAUGACCUUAAUAACUGUGUUAGACAAUGCACUAAGAAUGAUUCAUCCAAUGAUGCCGUUUAUUUCAGAGCAGUUAUGGCAAAAAUUACCAAUAGUUAAAGAUACUAAAUCUAUAUGCUUGGCUCCCUACCCUGUAUACGACCAGAAAAUCUCCAACGCGUUAGAUGAACCUGCCAAAAUGUUUGGUCAAGUGCUGGAUGUGAUUAGUGAAUCUCGUGGUAUAUUGAACCAAUAUAAUAUUUUGAAAAAUGGGAAAAUAUUCAUAGAAAUUAAUGACUUAAAAUUAAAGACAAUUGUUGAAAAGGAAUCUAAUUAUAUUAAAAGUUCAGUAAAAAUGAGUAUAGAUCCAUUAGUAAUUACAGAUAAAAAAGAGGACAUACCCGAGGGGUGUGUAUCAAAGUCUGUAAACUCUUUGAUUUCUAUUCAUUUACUAGUAAAAGGUCAAAUUAAAGAUAUAAAAGGAGAUAUAGAAAAGUUACAGAAGAAAAUUGUUAAGUUAAACAAGAAAUACCAGGCAUUUCUAUCUAUAGUGAACAAUGAAAAUUAUGCAAAGGCAAGCACUACUGUUCGUGAUUCCAAUAACAAGGCAAUAAAAGAUUUAUUGACUCAAAUAGAAACAUUUCAAAUGACUGUAAAUAACCUCCAUAAAGAAUUGUAA
Molecule: messenger RNA, 3009 nt
Organism: Maudiozyma saulgeensis
Lineage: Eukaryota; Fungi; Ascomycota; Saccharomycetes; Saccharomycetales; Saccharomycetaceae
Source: the annotation of a GenBank genome assembly